Messenger RNA from Gigantopelta aegis, 1884 nucleotides. RefSeq names its product mucin-like protein. The record is from RefSeq and is a predicted model, not a curated record. The transcript has 10 exons. Bases 190 to 1884 code for a protein of 564 amino acids. Lineage: Eukaryota; Metazoa; Mollusca; Gastropoda; Neomphalida; Peltospiridae. Gene Ontology annotation, biological process: cell-matrix adhesion.
UCGGGAGACAAAAUUUGACUGUAUAAUAGAGUUCACAUUUUUGAGAAUAUUAUUUGCGUUCAACUAAUUUUUGUUUCUAUAAGAACAAUUUUAACUUCAUAAAAUAUAUAGAACGUUGUAUUGUUUCUAAAUAUAUAUAUAUAUUUGGACAGUUUACCGGUGUGGGUAUUAUACCCGAAGACGCGAAGUAUGACAGGUUCGGCAAAAGAACUAUUUCCUAACAGAAGGAAAGCUGUGUUCUUUGUCAGUUUCGUGUUAACCUUCCAAGCAUUAACGGUCCUAGCUGAAGAUGCCAUGUCGUUGGAAGAUGAAUAUCUGUUACCUGUAGAGAAAAAGAACAGUCUGUUUGAUCUUUAUAACUCUCGCCAACAACUUCCAAACAUGGCGUCACAUGACGCGUUUUCGAGUAUGACGUCAAACGUGAACGAUAAUCUACCCUACGAUAUAAACAUGAUGGACAUAGAUAUUGCCAAUAAUCGACAGGAAAGAGCGGUUGAAGGAUGCGGUGAUGGCAUUGAUCAGUGCUCGGAUCCACUACUCAACAACUGCACCGGCCCUUUUGCAAGAUGCAUAGAGUUAGACUUCGGCUUCGAAUGUGGUUGUCAAGAGCCAUAUGAAUGGAAUACGAAAGCGUGGACUUGUGUUUGGAAAAUGUAUCCAUUUGGAAACGCGGCUAGUGCGUCAGCCAUAACAGGAGAUGACGUCACAGAGAGACUGGAAGUUAGCGCGGGAAUUCCAUUUUAUAGGAGAAAACAUACUAGGAUCUUUAUUGGCAGCAAUGGAGUUGUGAGUUUUGGGAGGAGGUACAACCCUAUAGUAAUGGAGUUCCCUCCUGACAGACGCAGUGUGUUGUGUCCCUACUGCGCUGACGUUGACGUCUCAGUGACAAACACUGGAAGCAUCACUUACCGUCUGUACGACAAGAAUGACGCUAACAACGACGCACAGGUCGGACAAGUUCUACAAAGAGCCAGUCGUGACGUCGAAACGUACACAAGAGCUGCAAGAUUCGCUGCGUCACAGGUUCUCAUUGUGACGUGGUACAAGGUUCCAAAGUAUGGAUCCGAUUUUCCCGAGAUAGAUUAUGUGACGUUUCAACUUGUGCUGGUCACUGACGGAGAAACGACAUACGCGAUGUACAUUUACAACGAGAUGAACUGGAUUCCAGAUUGGGACCCGAUUGUGAUCGGGUAUGGAGAGAACUGGAAUUCAAGAACGGUGUCUGUGUCAGGAACUAGAGGAGCCUACGGACGACGAAACAUUGGUGGAAGUAGAGGUCAAAGUGGAUUUUAUAUUUUCCGUGUCGGCUUCGUGGAGAGCUAUGCUCAGAAGUGCAGGAACUGGUUUGCAGGCCAAGUAAUGGAGUAUUACACCAACCGGUUCUAUUACGACGACUUGCCGGAUUGCCCGUGCACUGUUAGAAGAUUACGUUUUGAUCGGCGUUGGAGAAGAAUUUGGGGUGUUACGAGAAACAGACUUCGGUGUACAACACUUAACCUCAAUUGGAACUUUUAUCCCAUGGGAAAGAUGUGUUGUUACCGCAAUGGGAUUUUUGUGGAGAAUGGAGUCAAUGCAGGGUAUGCAUUCCGCUAUCACCAAUGGUACAGCUGGGCUGAGCACUAUGUAUCGGACACGUUGGGGAAAAACUAUUGUUGUGACAGGUCCAACUUCUGUCCACUGUUCCACACCAUACGACCGGCGGGACAAUGUUCGAGAACGUCCGUGUUUCGACAAGGAGGUGGAUUUGGUGAUCCGCACGUGGCUACUCUGGAUGGAAAAACGUUUAUCUUUAACGGCCAUGGGGAGUACAUCUUGAUUAACAUAGCAGAAGUUAACAUGACCUUUGACCUCCAGGCACGGACAGGCCAGGCGGAUAACGGCUAA